This is a messenger RNA of Medioppia subpectinata, 450 nucleotides long. The record is from the annotation of a GenBank genome assembly. Lineage: Eukaryota; Metazoa; Arthropoda; Arachnida; Sarcoptiformes; Oppiidae.
UUUUUAAAUCAAAUAAGAUAUCAAUUAAAUCAACGAUUGUUUGGUCCGUCACUUGCGUUAAGAAGUGUUUUGUUGUCGAAUGAGAGGAAUAUAACUUUUACGGCACAACACGAAGAACUGAGAAAAACAGUGAAAAAGAUAAUUGAAAAGGAUGUCAACCCUUAUGUCGAGGAAUGGGAGGAGAAGGACAUCUUUCCGGCUCAUCAGGUGUUCAAAAAGUUUGGCGAAGCGGGUCUUCUCGGCAUCACUAGACCUACAGAAUAUAAUGGUUUGGGUUUAGAUUAUUCAUAUAGUAUCGCAUUCUUCGAAGAGUUGGCGAACAUUAACUGCGGAGGAAUACCGACAGCCAUUACGGUUCAGACAGAUAUGGCGAUCCCAGCGCUGACUCAGUUUGGAAGCGAUUACUUGAAGCGUGAGUUCUUGGCGCCAACCGUUGCGGGCGAUUAUGUG